Polistes dominula (European paper wasp) is the source of this 1103-nucleotide messenger RNA. Its product is annotated as CUE domain-containing protein 1. The record is from RefSeq and is a predicted model, not a curated record. Gene Ontology annotation, molecular function: ubiquitin binding. Lineage: Eukaryota; Metazoa; Arthropoda; Insecta; Hymenoptera; Vespidae.
UACGUAGGAAAAGAGUAGUCUCCCAUCUAUAAUAACACGAAGAAGGGAAAAGAACAAGAUUUUGACAGUUGACAGAUGUUUCUGUUAAAAGACAAAUAGAAAUUUGAUUUUUAAAUCAAGCCUAUCAAAAUUUAUCGAAUUAUCGGUUAGAAAGGAUUUCAAAUAAAAUUGAUUUUUUUUUCGACAUUAAUAAUUUAGCGAUGUAAAACAAAUCCGUAAGCCGGUAAGAAGCAUUGGCAAUGCUUUUACCGCUGUUACGUUUUCAGAAUCUUCGUUAAUCCAGCUAUGUGUUACUGUUAAAAUUAACUUGAAGGUUCAUUACUAUUCAACAAUGGCAUCGGCUACCGAACAGCAGCAGCAGCAACAACAGCAGACCACCCUGGAGUUUUAUCAGGCGAUGGCUGAUUUUAAAAAUAUGUUUCCACAAAUGGACGAUGAUGUAAUCGAAGCUGUGCUGAGAUCCAAUCAAGGUGCCGUAGAUACAACGAUUGACCAAUUGUUAUCUAUGAGUACGGACAACGAGAAUGAAAAAAUAAGAAGCGAAUUGGAGCAAAGUGAAGAAUUUCCUAACAUUACCAAAUCUUCCAAGUCGGAUUCUAAUAAAUCAUUAAAACAUCUUCAUAAAUGGCAACCUCCAUUAUUAGGACCAUUACCGGAUACAUUUCUUAGACUUCCUCAGCAGUUAUCAAAGGAUACCUUAGACGGGGUAUAUUCCCAAGAAAAUUCAAUGUUGGAGGAUGAAAGAAUUGCCAUGUUUCUCCAAGACGAAGAAUUUAUGGCGCAACUACGUUGGAACGAAGAUUUUCUGACUACUUUAGAAAAUGAUUCAAAGUUACAAGGUACAAGUUUGGAGAAAUGUAAUAAUCAAAGUGGGCAUGACGAUGAAGAUUUGUUUAGAGAAAGAUUAAGAAAUAUGGGUAAAGUAUCGCGUCGUAAGUUCGCCCAACUUACAAAAGUAUUCACACGUAGCAAGAAACGAGGUGGACGGCAAUUAUUACCACCGACAGCAUCGUGCGAUGAUCUUCUAGAUCCGGAAGAAUCAUCUAGACCGCAAUCUUAAAAGUCAUAUAACUUAAAAACAUAAUACUUCUUGAGAAAAAAAA